AUGGGCUUGGCCAUCCAGGCUUCGCCCCACACGGUGGACCCCGCAUGUGCGUCCACCGCCAGGCCCGUGGUCAACCUCGCGCGCGCCGCGUGGGACAUCUGGGCGCGGCGCGACUGGCUCACGAAGCUCCUUUGCGAUGCGGAUGCGGCGUUCACCAUCUGCGACCACGGCGAGACUUGGCUGCUGGUCAAGGGCCCCGUCGGGGCGGCUGUUGCUUCUGCCAGGCGCAUAAAAUGGCAUGUCGUUAGCAGUGCGUUCGCUUUCCGCACCGACGACGGCAUCACCAUCAACAUGACCGAGACGUGCCCCUAG
Prorocentrum cordatum is the source of this 312-nucleotide messenger RNA. NCBI's taxonomy places the organism in Eukaryota, Dinophyceae, Prorocentrales, Prorocentraceae. The record is from the annotation of a GenBank genome assembly.